AUGAAGGAGCUUGUCAUUCAGGAUGCGCCCAAAAAGAUCAAAAACAUCCAGUUUGGUGUGAUGUCCAAGCAGGAGAUUGUGAAUCUCGCCGAGCUGGAAGUCGUUACACGCGAUAUCUACGAUCUGCCCAACCGUCAGCCGCGCGUAGGCGGUGUGCUGGAUCGUCGCAUGGGUGUGAGCGAUAAGAUGAGCUUGUGUGAGACAUGUGGGCAUCGCAUGGCCGACUGUGUCGGUCAUUACGGCUACAUCAAGCUGGUUCUGCCCGUCUUCCACGUCGGCUUUUUCAAGCAUGUGGUCAGUAUUCUGCAAAUGGUGUGCAAGUCGUGUUCACGUAUCCUACUUGAGGAGCCCGAUCGCCGCAAGUUUUUGCGUCGCUUUCGACGCCCCGGCCUGGAAAACUUGCAGCGUACACAGACCUUUAAAGCGGUCAAUACGGCGGCACGCAAGACAUUAUACUGUCCUCACUGUGGUGCGACCAACGGCACAGUGAAGAAGGUGGGCGCGCUCAAAGUGAUCCACGAAAAGUUCCGGCAGAAAAAGACGGAGGACGAGCAGCUCGAGUUCCGGAAAACCUUUGUGACGGCCGUGAGCAUGGGCAGCGGUGAACUCGCGCCGCAUUUAGGCAAGGCGCAGGAAGAUCUGAACCCUCUGCGUGUGUUGGACCUCUUCCGCCGGAUCCCGGAUGAGGAUUGCGAGCUUCUGGGCCUCAAGCCCGAGUUCGGUCGGCCCGAAGAAUACAUUUGGCAGUACAUUUGUGUGCCACCUGUGUGCAUCCGCCCGAGCGUGGCGCAAGACGGCGCGACAAACGAAGACGAUCUUACCGUGAAAUUGACAGAAAUUGUGUUUACAAACAACAUCAUCAAAUCAGGUCUGACCAAGGGCAGCAAAGGCACCACCACGGCGCAAUUGGUCGAGCAAUGGGACUUUUUGCAGCUGAGUGUGGCCUUGUAUAUCAACUCUGAGAUGCCUGGCGUCCCGCCUAUGAGCGGCCACAAGCCUAUACGCGGUUUUUGCCAGCGCUUGAAAGGCAAGCAGGGUCGAUUCCGUGGCAAUUUGAGCGGAAAGCGUGUCGAUUUCUCUGGCCGUACAGUCAUUUCGCCUGAUCCCAACUUGGCUAUUGACGAGAUUGCAGUGCCUGAGCGUGUGGCCAAGAUUCUUACGUACCCUGAGCGCGUCUUUGCCCACAACAUUGAGUCGAUGCGGGCGGCGGUGCGCAAUGGCACAGAUACACAUCCCGGCGCGAACUACCAUAUCAAUGGCCGCGAUGGAUUCAAGCGAUUCCUAAAGUUUCCUGGUAUGCGGGAGGACAUUGCUGCGAACCUACGUGUGGGCGAUAUUGUGGAACGUCAUAUCCGUGAUGGCGAUAUUGUGCUGUUCAACCGUCAGCCAAGCUUGCACAAGCUGUCGAUUAUGUGUCACCGUGUGAAAGUGCGUCCCUGGCGUACGUUCCGACUGAAUGAGUGUGUCUGCAAUCCAUACAAUGCCGACUUUGAUGGUGAUGAAAUGAACAUGCACGUACCUCAGACAGAAGAGGCACGUACAGAAGCGCUUACUCUCAUGGGUGUAAAGCACAACCUUGUGACGCCACGCAAUGGUGAGCCUAUUAUUGCUGCGAUCCAGGACUUUAUUACAGCGUCGUUCCUUCUUUCACGGCGUGAUCGUUUCUUCACGCGCGCCCAGUUUGUGCAGGUGUGCUCGUACUUUGGUGAUGCCUCGGUUCACAUUGAUCUUCCGCCCCCUGCCAUCCAAAAACCAGUGCGACUGUGGACAGGUAAACAGCUCUUUAGCUGCCUGAUCAGGCCCAACAAGGACUCGCCUGUCCUUGUCAACUUGGAGGCACGCUGCCGAACGUUUGAGAAACCUCGUGAAGGUCACAUCAAGGAAAUGUCGCCCAACGAUGGCUACCUGGUGAUCCAGAACAGUGAAGUGUUGUGUGGUGUGAUGGACAAAGCUACGGUGGGUGACGGAAACAAGCACUCUUUGUUCGGUGUGAUCCUACGUGACUACGGUCCUGAUGCUACGAUUGCCGCUAUGAAUCGGCUGGCCAAGACCUGUGCUCGUUGGCUCUCCAACCAGGGCUUCUCUUUGGGUAUCAGUGACGUGACACCUGGCCAGCGUCUGCAAGACUCGAAGGAUCGUCAUGUGGAGGAGGCGUACGCCCAGUGCCGCGACUUGAUUGACCUGGCCAAGCGAGGCAAGCUCGACAAUUUGCCUGGUUGUGACCAGGAGCAGACGUUGGAAAGUAAAAUUUCCGGUGUGUUGUCAGGUGUGCGUAGCGACGUGGGUGAGUUCUGUAUGACCGAGCUGAGUCGACACAAUGCGGCUCUUCUUAUGGCCGUUUGUGGUUCGAAGGGAUCCAAAAUCAAUGUGGCGCAGAUGGUGGCCUUGGUUGGCCAGCAGAUCAUUUCUGGUUCGCGUGUACCGAACGGCUUCCAGGACCGCUCUCUCCCGCACUUCCCGAAGAAGUCCAAGGACCCGCCCUCCAAAGGUUUCGUCCGAAACAGUUUCUUCUCAGGUUUGGAGCCUACCGAGUUUCUCUUCCAUGCUAUCAGUGGGCGUGAAGGUUUGGUUGAUACCGCUGUGAAGACGGCUGAGACAGGCUACAUGCAGCGCCGUCUCAUGAAAGCCCUGGAAGAUUUGUCGACGCACUACGACUUUUCCGUCCGCAAUUCCAGCGGUGGUGUCGUUCAAUUCUUGUACGGUGAUGACGGCCUGGAUCCCGCAGAACUAGAAGGCAACGCGUUGCCUGUCGACUAUGUUCGUACGUUCCACCACGCUAUGGCGAUGACAGCACACAUGGACAGCCGCAAGCUGCUUCCUUUCGAGAUCAUUGAAUUGGUGGACCAUGUCCUAGCGGAAACUCGGUUCGGGCAGCUGUGCACGUCCAAGUACAUUGAACAGGUCCGUGAGUUCUGUCACGUCCAGGUGGCCGAGCAUGUGGCAAAUGUCCGCGAAGCGUACGGCAUGUACCCUGCGUUGGUUCGUGAUGGCGAUUGGGAUACGGAUACAGAUCUCACUUUGGGGGCCGACGAAGCGCAGCAGGCCAUUGUGCACAACAAGGCUAGUGUGACUGAAGCUGCUCUACGGACCUUUUUGGAUUUGUGCUGGACCAAGUACAUGCGGGCCAAGAUUGAGCCGGGCUCAGCGGUCGGCGCUGUCGGUGCACAGUCCAUCGGUGAGCCCGGUACGCAGAUGACCCUGAAAACCUUCCACUUUGCUGGCGUUGCUUCCAUGAAUGUCACACUUGGUGUGCCGCGUAUCAAAGAGAUUAUCAAUGCGGCCAAGAUUAUCAAUACCCCUAUCAUUGCUGCCAAGCUUGUGAGUGAAAAGAGCGAGCAAGCGGCACGUAUCGUCAAAGGCCGCAUUGAAAAGACGUAUCUGGGCGAUGUUGCUUCGGUCAUUGAAGAGGUUUGGUCUGCGUUGCACACGUACCUCAGUGUCCAUAUCGAUAUGGAGGCUAUCCAGAAACUGCAACUUGAAGUCACGUUGGAUGAUAUCAAACGGGCGAUUGUGGCCAUGCCCCGCAUGAAGAUGAAAGAAGAACGUAUCACUGUUCUUCCGCAGAAAUGCUGCCUGCAUAUCUACGUGCAUCCGGACGAGAAAGAGCCAGAUGUGUAUUACACCCUCAAGAACCUGAAACGGCAGCUUCCUAAAGUUGUGAUCAAGGGCAUUCCGAACGCCAACCGCGCCGUCAUCAGUGAUGAAAAGGGUGAGCGAAAGCUGUUGGUGGAAGGGUAUGGCUUAAAAGAAGUCAUGACAACUGAGGGUGUUGUGGGUACACAAACCCAUACCAACCACAUUAUGGAGAUGCAGCAGGUGCUUGGUAUCGAAGCUGCGCGUAACUCCAUUUACCGGGAGAUUGACUACACUAUGGCCAGCCACGGUAUGUCGAUUGACCCGCGUCAUGUGAUGCUUUUGGCGGAUGUUAUGACAUACAAGGGCGAGGUGCUGGGUAUCACUCGAUUUGGUGUAGCGAAGAUGAAGGACUCGGUAUUGAUGCUGGCUUCUUUCGAAAAGACAACAGAUCAUCUCUUCGACGCUGCGCUCUAUGGAAAGUCGGACUCUAUCGCUGGUGUAAGCGAAAGCAUCAUUAUGGGUAACCCCGCGCAAACCGUAGGUACUGGUAUGCCGACUCUCAUUAGCGCGCCGCCUACGUUGCCGCCCCGCCGAGAACUUCUCUUCGAGCAGGCAUCUACGCAUAUCACGAUGGGCAAAAAGAGCAAGACCGAAGUCGCUCCUGCGAAGCCAUCGAAGACCAGCAGCGUCAAAUCCAAGUCAUCGGAUGCCAAGUCUAUGAAGGCAUCUCCUAAGAAGGAAUCAAAGAAAGCCACCAAGGUGGAAUCUUCUGAUGAGGACUCUGACUCAUCGGACGAGGAGACUUCUGAUGAGUCUUCGUCAGAGGAGAAGUCUUCAUCAGAGGAGGAGUCUUCUUCGGAGUCUUCUUCGGAGUCGUCGUCGGAAGAGUCGUCGGAUGAGGAAGAGUCUUCUGAGGACGAGUCUGAAUCUGAGUCGGACUCGGACUCGGAGUCAAGCUCGAGCAGCUCGUCUUCGGACGACUCUGACUCGGACAGCGAGGAAGAGGAAAGCUCGGAAGACGAGGACGAUGCCAAGAAGGAAGAAAAGGAAUCUUCAUCAGAAUCGGACUCACCCUCAGAGUCUGAGUCUGGCUCUGACUCUGACUCUGACUCUGACUCUGACUCUGACUCAGACUCUGACUCUGACUCUGACUCUGACUCUGACUCUGACUCUGACUCUGACUCUGACUCUGACUCUGACUCUGACUCUGACUCUGACUCAGACUCUGACUCAUCUUCAUCGUCAGAGUCCGACUCCGACUCCGACUCUGACUCGUCGUCAGAGUCCGACUCCGACUCCGACUCUGACUCGUCGUCUUCGUCUUCGUCUGAUUCCGACUCCAGCUCGGACGAAGAGAUGGAGGAAGCUCAGCCAACAAAGAAGCGUAAAGCGGACUCGGAGGAGGAUGCGCCUACCAAGAAGUCCAAGACCGAGACUGAGUCAGGUGAGGAUGAUGGAAUCAAGACUCUGUGGGUUGGCCAGCUUAGCUGGAACAUCGACAAUGACUGGCUGAAGAGCGAGUUUGAGCAGUAUGGUACUGUUGUUGAUGCGCGUGUCCAGUGUGACCGCGACACGGGUCGCAGCCGCGGUUUUGGCUAUGUUGACUUUGCUACGUCUGCCGAGGCUUUGAAGGCCUCGAAGGAGGCUCAGGGCAAAGAGCUGGAUGGUCGCAACUUGCGUGUGGAUCUCCAGGCUCCACGUGCUCCCAAGGAGCGUGCUGAGAACCGUGCUAAGCACUUUAAGGAUGAGCUUAGUCCUCCUUCGAACACGCUUUUCAUUGGCGGUCUAGCCUGGUCACUGACGGAGGACGAUAUUUGGAACACCUUUGCUGAAUACGGUGAGGUGUCGGCUGUGCGUCUUCCAAAGGAAAUCGAGUCUGGCCGCCCGAAAGGCUUUGGCUAUGUUGAAUUUGAUACCGAAGCCAAUGCUGCCAAGGCAUUGGAGGCGCUGAAUGGCCAAGAUGUUGGUGGUCGGCCCAUCCGCAUCGACUUUGCCGGCAAGCGUGACAACAACAAUGGCCCGCGAGGCGGCAAUGGCGGCGGUUGUGGCGGCUUCCGUGGCGGUCGUGGCGGCGGUCGUGGUGGCGGACCCAGCCGUGACAGUGGCUGGGGUGCACGCGGCAACCGCUCCGCUAGUGGCAGUGUCCGCACUGGUGCCAUUGCUGAGUCUACGGGCAAGAAAAUGACGUUUGAUGAUUAA
This is a messenger RNA of Malassezia pachydermatis, 5775 nucleotides long. Its product is annotated as beta and beta-prime subunits of dna dependent rna-polymerase. Lineage: Eukaryota; Fungi; Basidiomycota; Malasseziomycetes; Malasseziales; Malasseziaceae. Gene Ontology annotation, molecular function: DNA binding; DNA-directed RNA polymerase activity; RNA binding. The coding region runs from base 1 to 5775 and encodes 1924 amino acids. Gene Ontology annotation, biological process: DNA-templated transcription. The transcript has 4 exons. The record is from RefSeq and is a predicted model, not a curated record.